ACUGUCAGAAACUCAUUGCAAGUCAGUGACCCCAUAGAAUCUUCUGCGGACCUCUUAACAAAUUCCUCCUAAUCGGAAAUAUGACUUCUUCAAACCCAGACCAGCGACUGGACCAUCUCCUUAGCGCCGUUGAAAGCGAAUUUCAGAAGGGCAGUGAGAAGGGGGACGCUUCCGAGAGGGAUAUUAAACUCGGACUGGAAGAUGCAGAGUUAUGGACCAAGUUUAAAGAACUAACAAACGAAAUGAUUGUCACCAAGACUGGAAGGCGGAUGUUUCCAGUGCUAAGAGCAAGCGUUACCGGAUUGGACCCCAAUGCCAUGUAUUCUGUCCUCUUGGAUUUCGUAGCGGCAGAUAACAACCGCUGGAAAUACGUGAACGGCGAGUGGGUUCCCGGGGGCAAGCCCGAACCUCAGAGCCCUAGUUGCGUAUACAUACAUCCCGACUCCCCAAACUUCGGUGCGCACUGGAUGAAAGCGCCUGUCUCCUUCAGCAAAGUCAAACUAUCCAACAAACUCAACGGAGGAGGACAGAUCAUGCUGAAUUCCCUGCACAAAUAUGAACCGAGGAUACACAUUGUGAAGGUUGGAGGGAUUCAGAAAAUGAUCAGCAGUCAAUCAUUUCCUGAGACACAGUUCAUUGCUGUUACCGCUUACCAGAACGAAGAGAUCACUGCUCUGAAGAUCAAACACAACCCUUUCGCCAAAGCUUUCCUGGAUGCCAAAGAGAGGAGUGACCAUAAGGAUGUGCCAGACCACAGUGGAGAUGGUCAACAGUCAGGAUACUCACAACUUGGUGGUUGGUUCCUGCCAGGCAACGGGCCUAUCUGCCCCAGCAGCAGCCCCCCUCAGUUCAGCGGGACCCCGGGCCACUCCUCCGGCUCCUACUGUGAACGCUACUCCAGCCUCAGGAGCCACAGGGCCGCACCCUACCCCUCCCACUACCCCCACCGCAGCACUGGCACAAACAACUACAUGGACAACUCCUCGGGGACUCUACCCACCCAUGACAGCUGGUCAGCGCUUCAGAUCCCCAACUCCACUGGUAUGGGCACACUGGCGCAUACCACUAACUCCACCUCCAACACCAGCCAGUAUCCCAGCCUAUGGUCAGUGGCUGGAACCACCCUCACCCCCUCAGGCUCCGCCUCCGGUUCCAUCGCUGGCGGGCUGACCUCCCAGUUCCUGCGAGGCUCCUCCUACACGGGUCUGACCUCCUCGCUGCCCGUCUCCUCGCCUUCCUCCAUGUACGACCCCAGCCUGACCGAGGUGGGAGUUGGAGACGCCCAGUUCGAGAGCUCCAUCGCUAGACUCACCGCGUCCUGGGCCCCCGUGGCUCAGAGCUACUAAGAACGGCCGGCCCAUCUUCCUCCAAACGUCCUCCACGUCAUCCACCCUCUCCUCCCCAGCUGAGUGCCGGGUAGUUCAGGAACAAUGAGGGCACAGGAACAGCAGCGACCCACCUUGUGGACUGGAGCUCGGACAAGGCACAGACCUCUCAUACUACAGAGAAACAAGCUCCCACUGGCUCUGGGUUUAUACCAUUCCAUUAGGUUAUUUUAAGACCUGAGACUGUACUAAGAAAUUAGAGUCUUAAUCCAAACCCCAUUCAAGUUUAAUGGCAACAUGCAAAAGUCUAUGGUUUUAGGACAGUCUGAGGUCUUAGAAUGCAGUGGGUCUUUUGUUGUUCCAGAAGUAGUCUACUCCCCUAAAGGUGCAAUUUGAAGUGAAAGACUAUCAGGGGUGGUCCAUUAGAUCCUGAUCAAACUGUGUGUGUGUGUCUUAUGUAGUGUGAGGACUCAAGUUAUCCAGCACAGCUAUGUUUCUACCAUAAUUUGACAAUCAUACGCUGGCAUAUGGCAAUAAUCCUCAGACAUGUGCCAUGUUCAGGUUGAUCACCACAAUCAUUCCAGCCAACAGGAAUAUGAAGCAGCCCCUUAAAAACUGACCAAAGAGGCCAAUCUUUACUGUAUUAUUGGUUAUUGCCAUGAGGUGUGUUAUUAUUAUAAGGUAAAUAAGAAGAAGUAAUCAGUUGUCCUAACAUAAAAAUGUUUAUAUGUGUGUAUAUAGAAUAAAUUAACGUCAAUUUUGAUUGUUAGCCAUACAAAUGUGCCUUUUUUGCUUCCAAUGUCAAUGUGUGCUUUUCUUGGUCUGAAGGAGAGAAAGAAGUGCCUUGUACUUUCACACAGUUGCCCAGGGGAAAGCACAGCAUGUACAUGAGAUGUAGCUCCGAAGCACUGUGUCCUUCCAGUUCCCUCCGCAAAAACACAUGUACAUAUCUAUCUAUUUGUAUUUUGACUCAUUGUGAGU
Molecule: messenger RNA, 2306 nt
Organism: Osmerus eperlanus (European smelt)
Lineage: Eukaryota; Metazoa; Chordata; Actinopteri; Osmeriformes; Osmeridae
Gene: tbxta
Product: T-box transcription factor Ta
Exons: 8
Coding region: 81-1346 (421 amino acids)
Biological process (GO): heart morphogenesis; mesoderm formation; regulation of transcription by RNA polymerase II
Cellular component (GO): nucleus
Molecular function (GO): RNA polymerase II cis-regulatory region sequence-specific DNA binding; DNA-binding transcription factor activity, RNA polymerase II-specific
Source: RefSeq, a predicted model, not a curated record